GCGCUCGAUCUACCUUUCAACGGAGAGACAGGAAAACAAACAAACAGUCAAGACGCAUUAAGAGAUAAUCCCAUAAAAAAGUCCCAAAAAACUCCCCCCAAACCCUUAAAAAAGGAAGAAAAUGUCAGCCAUUUCUCGUCUCUUCCAACUCUCCAUCCCUCCUUCCUAAAAAACGAAUCCCCAAAAUCCUAAAAACCCUAGAAAAUGGAAGAAACCUCAUCAAACCACCCCUCGUCCACACCGCUCCUCCGCCCCGGGCCCACCUCGGACUCGCCCCGGCCCACCUCGGACUCGCCCAGGGCCACCACCCUCGCUCUCCUCCUCAACCGGGCCACCGGCGGCCGUCGUGGCCCGUCGAUGCUGGUUCGGGAGACCGCGGCGCUCCACCUCGAGGAGCGGCGCGCCGACUGGGGAUACUCGAAGCCUGUUGUCGCCCUCGACAUCGCCUGGAACCUUGCGUUCGCCCUCGUGUCCGUCAUCAUGCUGGGGUCCACCCUCAGGGAGCGCCCGAACACCGCGAUCAGGAUCUGGAUCAUCGGAUACGCUCUCCAGUGCGGGGUCCAUGUUGUCCUCGUCUGGUUGGAGUACCGGAGGAGGAAUUUGCGGAGGAGGAGGAGCUUGGAAGAAGGGGGUGGGAGUGGACGUGGGUCAGAUUCCGAGGGGAUUGACAGCGAGGAUGACGAAGGGGAUAUAAUUGGAGGGUAUCGGUCCAGUAUUGCAAAAAGAUGUGAAUCUGUUAAUACGAUGGCUUCCUUUCUCUGGUGGAUAGUUGGCUUCUAUUGGGUGGUCUCUGGUGGUGACAAUCUCCUGCAGAAUGCUCCACGACUCUACUGGUUGGCUGUGGUAUUUCUGGCAUUCGAUGUGUUCUUUGCCAUCUUUUGUGUUGCUUUGGCAUGUGUGAUAGGGAUUGCACUCUGCUGCUGCUUGCCUUGCAUUAUUGCGAUUCUUUAUGCUGUCGCUGGCCAGGAAGGUGCAUCAGAUGCAGAUAUUAGUCUCCUUCCUAGAUAUAGAUAUGGUCAAACCUGUGGCGAUGAGGAAAAGACUACUGCUGGAGCAGGAACGAUGACUCCCACAGGAGGCAGUGGAGGUCCAGCAAAUGAACGCGUUCUUUUACCUGAGGAUGCGGAAUGCUGUAUCUGUCUCACUGCAUAUGAAGAUGGGGCAGAGCUCAACACCCUUCCAUGCAACCAUCACUUCCAUUCUGCAUGCGUCGCUAGAUGGCUUCGAAUCAACGCAACAUGCCCGCUCUGCAAGUACAACAUCCUCAAGGGCAACGAACAGGUCUGAAGCUCUGCAAUCCAGCUCUUUGUUCAUCUUGUAUAUAAGAACGUAGCAUUUUGAUGAAGAAAAUGCAGCUACCCAAAUACAUUAAUCUUUUUCUUCUCAAGCGGCUGUGCUUCUGCAAACAAGUGCUCUAAAAUCUAAUGCAAUGAGAGUUGUAACAUGAUAAUAUGGUGCAAAAGGAGCAAGACAUGUUGGCUUCUGUUGUAGCGAAUUUGUAGAAUACACAACUCACAUAUUUAGAGUGGUAUCAAAUAUUUUCGGAUCUGCAUUUUAUGGGCUGCAAUAUGCCUAAAUAUGGAAGAGGCCAAUAUCAGAUUUAUGGAAAUGUUAGAAGCGGUAUUACCAUCC
Molecule: messenger RNA, 1632 nt
Organism: Magnolia sinica
Lineage: Eukaryota; Viridiplantae; Streptophyta; Magnoliopsida; Magnoliales; Magnoliaceae
Product: E3 ubiquitin protein ligase RIE1
Exons: 5
Coding region: 205-1287 (360 amino acids)
Source: RefSeq, a predicted model, not a curated record